GCUCCUGAUGCCUCUGCAGGGCGUCGCCUGCAGGUAUAAGACCAGAACCUGUCCCUGUCCCAACACUCUGGUCUGAUUUUGCUGCAGACAUGUCCAACUUCCUGUCCAACGCGCUGGGGAACGAUGGGGUCGCUAAAAUGGCCGGGCAGAAAGCAGGUCAAUUUGUGGAGCAAACAGUGAAGAAAGCUACGGGUGGAGGAGCAGGAAAAGGAGGACAGCAGCAGGAGAAUAAGAAAGAAGGUGGAGGAGGCGGCUUUGAUGUGGAAGAUGCCCUCUCAUUGGCUGGUGGCAAAAAGAAGGAAGGAGGAGGAGGAGGAGGAGGAGGAGGAGGAGGAGGGCUGGAUGUGAGCGCCUUCUCUGGAGGAUUGUUCAAGUAGGAAUCUGGAGAAACAAGUCACCUGAGACCUCCUCGUUGCAGAAAUCAGCUCUUAAUAUUGUAUUUUUAUUCAUGUUUAAAAUACAUUUAAAUCAGCUCCAGAGUUCAGAAAUGUUUUUAGCAUCUUAAUGCACUGAAUCACACUGGGAACAUGAACUGGUUCUGUAAAUGGUAUAUUAGGGCAUAAACUGGUUUGUCUUCUUAAACUAAUCAAACUGUCAUAAAUAAACAUGUUACAAUAUGAAAA
Messenger RNA from Girardinichthys multiradiatus, 623 nucleotides. Its product is annotated as putative glycine-rich cell wall structural protein 1. The transcript has 3 exons. The record is from RefSeq and is a predicted model, not a curated record. Lineage: Eukaryota; Metazoa; Chordata; Actinopteri; Cyprinodontiformes; Goodeidae. The coding region runs from base 90 to 377 and encodes 95 amino acids.